Molecule: messenger RNA, 3894 nt
Organism: Candida dubliniensis CD36
Lineage: Eukaryota; Fungi; Ascomycota; Pichiomycetes; Serinales; Debaryomycetaceae
Product: aminophospholipid-translocating P4-type ATPase
Exons: 1
Coding region: 1-3894 (1297 amino acids)
Biological process (GO): endocytic recycling; post-Golgi vesicle-mediated transport; phospholipid translocation
Cellular component (GO): plasma membrane
Molecular function (GO): ATPase-coupled intramembrane lipid carrier activity; ATP hydrolysis activity; ATP binding
Source: RefSeq, a predicted model, not a curated record
AUGUCCAAUCAUAACCGGACAGAUAAUAGCAAAUCCAAUGCUAAUCCAUUUUCUGAUAAUGCUAAUAAUCUUAUUGAUUUAGAUAUGGAAUCAAAUCCUUAUGGAGAUUUCAACCCUAAUCAUGUAUACCCUCAAACACAACGAUCUACUACUACUACUACUACCCAUGAUCCAUUUGCUGAUCAAUUUGUUCUAACAGAUGAUUCCGAUGAUGAUGAUGAUGAUGAUGGGCAUGGAGCUCAUAAUACUUCCUAUGCUUCAUCUUCACAAAAUAGACAAGUACCUUUACUAAAUACAGCAAAUAUACCAAAAUCUCCCAACAAUAGAUUUUUCAAUACUAAUACCAAUAAUAAUGAAUACAUUAAUAUGACAGAUAAACAAGAUACUCCACGAGAUUUUGAUAUAACUCAUAUUUUCCAAAGAUUUAAAAAUAAAAUAACUGGUAAACCUAAUAAUUUAAAUGAUCGACAGCAAUCUUAUAAUCAACAACCAAGAGAAAUUAAUAUUAUGAAUCAUCCUGCUAAUUCAGGAUUUGGUUAUUAUGGUAAUCAUAUAUCAACUACAAAAUAUAAUAUUGCCACUUUUUUACCAAAAUUUCUUUUCGAACAAUUUAGUAAAUAUGCAAAUUUAUUUUUCCUUGUUACAUCAAUUAUUCAACAAGUACCUCAUGUUUCUCCAACAAAUAGAUAUACUACUAUUGGGACAUUAAUUGUUGUAUUGGUUGUUGCUGCUAUUAAAGAAAUAUUUGAAGAUAUAAAACGUGCCAAUGCUGAUAAAGAAUUGAAUCGAACCAAAGUUUUAGUAUUGGAUCCUAUAACUGGGAAUUUUAUAAUGAAAAAAUGGAUUAAAGUUCAAGUGGGUGAUAUUGUUCAAGUUUUAAAUGAAGAACCAUUCCCAGCUGAUUUGAUAUUAUUGAGUUCUUCUGAACCAGAAGGAUUAUGUUAUAUUGAAACUGCUAAUUUGGAUGGAGAAACUAAUUUAAAAAUUAAACAAGCUAAAUCUGAAACAGCUCAAUUAGUUAAUCCUCGAGAUUUAGUGAAAAAUUUAAAUAAUUGUCAAAUUUUAUCAGAACAACCAAAUUCUUCUUUAUAUACUUAUGAAGGUAAUUUGAAAAAUUUCCGUCAUGGUCCCGAUAUUCCAUUAUCACCAGAACAAAUGUUAUUAAGAGGGGCAACAUUAAGAAAUACUCAAUGGAUAAAUGGAAUAGUUAUUUUCACUGGUCAUGAAACAAAAUUAAUGAGAAAUGCAACGGCAGCUCCAAUUAAACGUACUGAUGUAGAAAGAAUUAUUAAUUUACAAAUUCUUGCCUUAUUUGGAGUUUUAAUUGUUUUAGCAUUGAUUUCUUCUAUUGGUAAUGUAAUUAAAGUGAAAAUUGAUGGUGAUAAAUUGGGUUAUUUACAAUUAGAAGGUACUUCUAUGGCUAAACUUUUCUUUCAAGAUUUAUUAACAUAUUGGAUUUUAUUUUCUAAUUUGGUACCUAUUUCAUUGUUUGUCACAGUUGAAUUGAUCAAAUAUUAUCAAGCUUUUAUGAUUGGUAGUGAUCUUGAUAUGUAUUAUGAAGAAACUGAUACUCCAACCGGGGUAAGAACUUCUUCUUUAGUUGAAGAAUUGGGACAAAUUGAUUAUAUUUUCAGUGAUAAAACUGGUACAUUAACAAGAAAUGUAAUGGAAUUUAAAUCAUGUUCCAUUGGUGGUAGAUGUUAUAUUGAAGAAAUUCCUGAAGAUGGACAUGCUCAAAUGAUUGAUGGUAUCGAAAUUGGUUAUCAUACUUUUGAUCAAUUACAUUCUGAUUUAAGAAAUACAUCUACUCAACAAUCAGCCAUUAUAAAUGAAUUCUUAACAUUACUUAGUACUUGUCAUACUGUUAUUCCCGAAAUAACUGAAGAAAAAAUUAAAUAUCAAGCAGCAUCACCCGAUGAAGGAGCACUUGUACAAGGUGCAGCUGAUUUGGGUUAUAAAUUUAUUAUUCGUAGACCUAAAGGUGUCACUAUUGAAAACACUUUAACGGGGAAUUCAUCAGAAUAUGAAUUAUUAAAUAUUUGUGAAUUUAAUUCCACAAGGAAAAGAAUGUCGGCCAUUUUCCGUUGUCCUGAUGGAGUCAUUAGAUUAUUUUGUAAAGGUGCUGAUACGGUUAUUUUGGAAAGACUUUCACAAGAUGAACCUCAACCAUUUGUCGAUUCAACUUUAAGACAUUUAGAAGAUUUUGCAGCUGAAGGAUUACGUACAUUAUGUAUUGCUUCACGAAUAAUUUCCAAUGAAGAAUAUAAUUCUUGGUCACAAACUUAUUAUGAAGCAUCUACUUCAUUGGAUAAUCGUAGUGAUAAAUUAGAUUCAGCAGCUGAAUUGAUUGAAAAAGAUUUAUUUUUACUUGGUGCCACGGCAAUUGAAGACAAAUUACAAGAUGGUGUUCCUGAAACUAUUCAUACUUUACAACAAGCAGGUAUCAAAAUUUGGGUUUUAACUGGUGAUAGACAAGAAACAGCAAUCAAUAUUGGUAUGUCAUGUAAAUUGCUUAGUGAAGAUAUGAAUUUAUUGAUUAUUAAUGAACAAACAAAAAAUGAUACUAGAUUAAAUUUACAAGAAAAACUUACUGCUAUUCAGGAACAUCAAUUUGAUGCAGAAGAUGGAUCUUUAGAAUCAUCACUUGCUUUAAUUAUUGAUGGUCAUUCAUUAGGGUAUGCUUUGGAAUCAGAUUUAGAAGAUUUACUCAUUGAAUUAGGUUCACGUUGUCGAGCAGUUAUAUGUUGUCGUGUUUCACCAUUACAAAAAGCUCUUGUAGUGAAAAUGGUGAAACGGAAAAAGAAAACUUCAUUAUUAUUAGCUAUUGGUGAUGGUGCCAAUGAUGUUUCCAUGAUACAAGCAGCUCAUGUUGGUGUAGGUAUUAGUGGGAUGGAAGGUAUGCAAGCAGCAAGAAGUGCUGAUAUAUCUAUUGGACAAUUCAAAUUUUUGAAAAAAUUAUUAUUAGUUCAUGGUGCAUGGUCAUAUCAACGUCUUUCAAAUGCAAUUUUAUAUUCAUUUUAUAAAAAUAUUGCUCUUUAUAUGACACAAUUUUGGUUUGUUUUCGCUAAUGGAUUUUCUGGUCAAUCAAUUGCUGAAUCUUGGACAUUAACAUUUUAUAAUGUAUUAUUUACUUCAUUACCUCCAUUUGUAUUAGGAGUAUUUGAUCAAUUUGUUAGUGCAAGAUUAUUAGAUAGAUAUCCUCAAUUAUAUCAAUUAGGUCAAAAACGGAAAUUCUUCAAUGUGGCGAUUUUUUGGACUUGGAUUUUAAAUGGAUUUUAUCAUUCUGCAGUGAUUUUUUUAUGUUCAUUUUUCAUUUAUAGAUAUAUGAAUGUUGCUUCAAAUGGUCAAACCACUGAUAAUUGGUCAUGGGGUGUCGCCGUUUAUACCACAUGUACAUUAACAGCAUUGGGUAAAGCCGCAUUAGUGGUUACUAUGUGGACAAAGUUUACCGUGAUUGCUAUUCCAGGGUCAUUUUUAUUAUGGUUAGGUUGGUAUCCUGCUUAUGCAACAAUUGCUCCCAUGAUUAAUGUAUCUGAUGAAUAUAGAGGGGUUUUAAGAAUGACAUAUCCACUUAUAACAUUUUGGGGGAUGGUUUUCGGAGUUGCUAUAUUAUGUUUAUUACGUGAUUUUGCUUGGAAAUAUUUUAAAAGAAGAUAUAAUCCUGAAAGUUAUCAUUAUGUUCAAGAAAUUCAAAAAUAUAAUAUUCAAGAUUAUCGACCAAGAAUGGAACAAUUUCAAAAAGCAAUUAGAAAAGUUAGACAAGUUCAAAGAAUUAAAAAACAAAGAGGUUUUGCCUUUUCUCAAGUUGAAGGACAAGAUCAAGAUAAAAUUGUUAGAUUAUAUGAUACAACUAAAAAAAGAGGUGUUUUCGGUGAAUUAUCAGAAAGUAAGUAA